Molecule: messenger RNA, 786 nt
Organism: Cucurbitaria berberidis CBS 394.84
Lineage: Eukaryota; Fungi; Ascomycota; Dothideomycetes; Pleosporales; Cucurbitariaceae
Product: trypsin-domain-containing protein
Exons: 3
Coding region: 1-786 (261 amino acids)
Biological process (GO): proteolysis
Molecular function (GO): serine-type endopeptidase activity
Source: RefSeq, a predicted model, not a curated record
AUGCAACUCAAGGACCUUUUCGUCGCACUUGCGAUCCCCGCCCUCUGCACCGCUGCAGCCAUCCCUCAGGACACUCAGUUCCCAGAUGGCGAAGACAUUGUGGGCGGAGAAGCUGCUUCGGCAGGCCAGUUUCCCUUCAUUGUCAGUAUUCAGCGAAACGGCCGCCACUUCUGCGGCGGCUCAUUGCUGAAUGCCAACACGGUCCUUACGGCUGCUCACUGCGCCGUGGGUCAAGCUGUUGCGGGACUUAGUGUCCGCGCGGGAAGUCUUAACAGAGCCUCAGGAGGAACCGUUUCUGCUGCAUCUGCCGUCCGUGUUAACUCCGGCUACGUGGCUUCGACCUACGAUGGCGAUGUUGCCAUCAUCAAGCUCGCAACCCCCAUUCCAACGAGCUCUACUAUCACAUACGCCACUUUGGCCGCUGCUGGUUCUGAUCCUGCUUCUGGCACCCUGACCUCUGUGGCAGGAUGGGGCACACUCUCCUCAGGUGGUUCCACCAGCCCCACCCUUCUUCAGAAGGUUGACGUCCCCGUUGUUUCGCGUGCGACGUGCCAGUCCAACUACCCCACCAGGACCAUUACUACCAACAUGUGGUGCGCAGGUCUUGCUCAAGGUGGCAAGGAUUCUUGCCAGGGUGACAGCGGUGGUCCCAUUGUCGUUGCGAGCACCAGGGUCCUCGCUGGAAUUGUUUCUUGGGGCGAGGGAUGUGCGGCAGCGGGCAAGCCGGGUGUAUACACUCGCGUCGGUGCCACUGCUAUCCGCAACUUCAUUAACGCCAAUAUCUAA